AUUAAAAAAACAGAAACAAAAAUUUCAGAGAGAGAGAGAGAGAGAGAGAGAGAGGGGAGAGGGAGUUAAGAGGAGAGAGAGAUGCUGAGCAGCAGAGCAACAGCAGCAGCAGCGGCCGCCAUUUCCGUCCCGACGGUUGCUACCCUGAGGGGGAGGCCUUCUUCUUCGUUGUUUUCGCCAUUUCUCUCCAGUCCUGGUCGCAGGCUCUCCGGCGGCGGCGCCAACGUAUGCUUCGGGCGCAGGAGAAGCAGCAGCAGCAACAACAGGAUGCGGAGUGGCGGUAUCGUCGCCUCCGCUGCUCAGUCGCUCCAGGAUCCCGACCAGCUCAUCGAUUCCGUCGAGACCUUCAUCUUCGACUGCGACGGAGUUAUAUGGAAAGGAGACAAGCUGAUUGAUGGAGUGCCAGAAACGCUUGACAUGCUCAGGUCAAAGGGCAAGAGAUUGGUCUUUGUGACCAACAACUCAACCAAGUCCAGGAAACAAUAUGGAAAGAAAUUUGAGACACUUGGUCUCAAUGUCAACGAGGAGGAAAUAUUUGCAUCAUCUUUUGCAGCUGCUGCAUAUUUGAAGUCUAUCAAUUUCCCUAGAGAUAAAAAGGUCUAUGUAAUUGGUGAGGAUGGCAUCUUGAAGGAGCUUGAGCUUGCUGGAUUUCAGUACCUUGGUGGCCCUGAAGAUGGUGGAAAGAAGAUCGAACUAAAACCUGGCUUUCUAAUGGAACAUGAUAAAGAUGUUGGAGCUGUGGUGGUUGGAUUUGAUCGAUAUUUCAAUUACUACAAAGUUCAGUAUGGAACACUCUGUAUACGUGAAAAUCCAGGGUGUCUAUUCAUUGCAACAAACCGGGAUGCAGUCACCCAUCUCACAGAUGCUCAGGAGUGGGCAGGUGGAGGUUCUAUGGUUGGAGCUCUCUUGGGAUCCACUCAACGUGAACCCUUGGUUGUUGGGAAGCCUUCAACGUUUAUGAUGGACUACUUGGCGGACAAGUUUGGCAUUACCAAAUCUCAGAUCUGCAUGGUCGGUGACAGACUGGACACCGAUAUUCUAUUCGGGCAAAAUGGAGGCUGCAAGACUCUCUUAGUCCUCUCAGGGGUGACCUCUUUGUCAAUGCUUCAAAAUCCUAACAACUCCAUCCAACCGGAUUUCUACACCAACAAGAUAUCGGACUUUCUCUCCCUCAAAGCUGCGACUGUCUGACACUCAACUGCUCUAGGCUCCUUUACUUUGCUGCAACUGGACAGCAGCUGCUUCAUCGAACUUAAAGCUAGCAGCAAAAUUUAUACUAUUGAAGUGUAUAGUGAUACGUCAGCAAGCCCUUCAAUGGGGGGUGGAAACUGAGACGAUGCGGUGCAGCAGAGCAACAUCGCCAAUGAAAUUCAUGAAGGCACAGGAAAAAGGUUCCCUGUGCAGAAAGUUCGAGUUAACAUUUAUUGUAUUUUCACUUGUUCUGUAUAUGCAGCUUGAUAUCCCAUUUUUUAUUCUAUGCACUAGAAAAUUUGAUGACUGAAAAGAGUUCAGAAUGAUUAAGUUCCCCAUAGAUGAGGCGUAUGAGCUAAACAUUUUUUGGUACAUCCAGUCGGUAAGAUAUAUCGAAAUACGAUAUUCAUCACCG
Molecule: messenger RNA, 1606 nt
Organism: Punica granatum (pomegranate)
Lineage: Eukaryota; Viridiplantae; Streptophyta; Magnoliopsida; Myrtales; Lythraceae
Source: RefSeq, a predicted model, not a curated record